GCACGGGCACGGGCACGGGCACGGGCACGGGCACACACACCCAGCCGCUGCCGCCGCCCCCAGCCCGCCCCGCCGGCCAUGCGCGGGGGGCUCAGCGCAGGGACGCCGCGGGGGUGAUGCCAGCAGGAGCCCGGGAUGCCGUACUUGGACCGACAGAACCGGAUCUGCGGCUUCCUGGACAUCGAGGAGAAUGAGACGUGUGGCAAGUUCCUGCGGAGGUAUUUCAUCCUGGACACGGAGGCCAACUGCCUGCUGUGGUACAUGGACAACCCCCAGAACCUGGCCAUCGGCGCGGGCGCUGUUGGAUCUCUGCAGCUCACCUAUAUCUCCAAGGUCAGCAUCGCCACCCCGAAACAGAAGCCGAAAACUCCCUUCUGCUUUGUCAUCAAUGCUUUAUCCCAGCGCUACUUCUUACAAGCCAGUGACCAGAAGGACCUGCAGGACUGGGUGGAGGCGCUGAACCGGGCCAGUAAGAUCACGGUGCCAAAGGGCAGCAGCAUCCCCCCAGCCACAGAGAUUGCAAAGGCUCCCGUGGUGCCCCAGGCCCAGGAGAGGAAGCACCAGGUUGCCUACAAAACUGAGAUCAUCGGGGGGGUGGUGGUCCACACUCCCAUCUCCAUCAACCAGAACGGAGGGGCUGCAGGGGAGGGCAGUGACGCGGCCGCUCACCCGCUGCUGCGGCGCUCGCAGAGCUACAUCCCAGCCUCGGCCACCAAAGCGCCCGCCGGGCCGCCCGUGCUCAAGAGCGGCUACUGUGUGAAGCAGGGCAACGUGAGGAAGAGCUGGAAGCGGCGCUACUUCGUUCUGGAUGAAUUCUCCAUCAGUUACUACAAGUGUGAUCAGGAUAAGGAGCCUCUGCGUUCCAUUCUCCUGAAGGACGUCUGCAAGACACACGAGUGCCUGGUCAAGUCUGGUGACCUCCUGAUGCGGGACAACCUCUUUGAAAUCAUAACGAGCUCCAGGACCUUCUACGUUCAGGCAGACAGCCCCGAGGAGAUGCACAGCUGGAUCCGGGUGAUCACAGGGGCAGUCCAGGCUCUGAAAACCCGCCCCAGGGAAAUGUCCUUCAUGAGAUCCACGUCCAUGGUCAAGGCCGGCGGCUCCUCGGCCGCGUCCCAGCAGCGUCAGGCGGCAGAGGAGAGGAGAGCCCUGUGCAAAGCCCCUUCCACGUCGUCCUGGCAGCCCUGGACGCCGGUGCCUCGGGCAGAGGGCAAGCAGGCGGCGCCGGGGGAGAUGCCCAGGCCGAGGGACUCGCUGUUCCUGCCGGGCUGCGGCGAGCACGAGGCCGGGGCCGCGCCGGGCAGGCGCCUGCGGCACAGCUCGGAGCCGCAGCAGCUCAAGGAGAAGCCGUUCGCCUUCGGGCUGGACGAGGACGGCGUCCGCACGUCCGACGUGUGAGCGGGGCCGGAGCCGCCCCCAGGCUCCCUGCUCGUGGCCGCGGCGGCUGGGGGUGAAACGGCCCCUUCCCCCCAGUGCUGCUGCUCCCUGCCCUCCAGAACCCGCCUGGAGCCGCGUCCCUGCGGCCUGCUGUGCCCGGAGCACGGCGCUGCUGCUGCCUGGCUGCGUGUGGCGGACGCGGAACUUCCACCCCAAACCGAGCCCGAAGAACCACGUCUCAGGGGCCCGAAGGGGAACGUGACCUGCCUUGUGUCUCCCUUUCACGCUGCUCAGCCUUCCCUGGGCAGAGCUGCAGAGAGACCAGCCUGCAGCAGCGAGCUCGGGGACACGCCGUCGCCUCCCGUUUGGUGGCUUUUCCCUCGGAGAGCGGCUCCUUACGCUGCCUGAAGCCCAGCCCUGGCACGUUCCCUGCUCAGCCCCUCCAAAGGCUUUGCUGGUGCUGUCUGAGCUGGUGUGAUGGGGGGCAGGAGGAUCCUCAGGCACGGGGUUGGUUUUGCUCUGCCUACCCCUGGGCACCAGAAAGCUGAGCCUGGGUGAAGUGCUUUUAGCAAAAGGCAGCGGGAGCCGAGUGUUUAAUGGAGCUGGGAAAGCCCAGCCACCUCCCCUGCUGCUGCCUGGAAGGACAGCAGAAGCUCUUAGAGCAACAUGAGCUGAUUUCCAUCACUAAAUCAGAGAAUUCAGGUAUUCCCUAGGCAGCCAAAUUGACAUCUUCACCCCAAGGAUGAGUGUGCAGCCCCUGGGUGCUGAGCAAGGCCACCCUGCCACAUCCUUGCUGCUUUGAGGGCUCUUGCCCUGAGUGCUGGCUGAGCAGCAGUGGCUGGGCUGUUGUCAGUGUGCCAGGGAAGGCAGCAGCACACGUUUGGGUGGGAAAGCUUUAACCCAGAACUGCAUUAAGCUGAGAUGAGAGCGAGGGAAGGCAGCCCUGGCAUUAAGCUGCUGUGUUCUGUGGGUAUCCCCAGCCCUGGCACGCUGGGCAAGGCUGCAGGAGGUGCCUGUGGGGUUCUACGUGCCCAGCUGCAGUGGCAGCCCCACGUCAGACACAGGAGCAGCCUCUGCCGCCUCAGCUGAUGAAUCCAAGAGGCUGGUGUGGGGGCUGCAUGGGGAGCUGAGCGCUGCAGAGUGCUCUGAACGAGGUUUCUCUCUGUUGGGGCCUAGUUUAUUCUUUAUUAUUCCUCUUUCCCUUUCUCUUUUUGGCAUUAUGUGUUCCCUGCUCUGCAAAAUCAGCUCCACGUGCUCCCCAGGAGCAAAACAACCCCCUGGCUGGUCCCUGCCCUUCCAGCUCAGGCUGGGCCUGGCAUCCAGAGGGGCUUUGUCACUUGAGCUCUGCAGCGUUUCAGCCCUUCACAAGACUCAGGUUGUGUCAGUCUCAGUGCAGGCAGGGCCAGCUCCCCCCAGAGCUUCAGAGGGGCGCUGUGGAGGUGCUGGGUCGAGGGCAGAGCUGGAAGCCAUGUGAACGGUACAGGGCAAGUGUUAAUAGUUGUUAUUUAACUGUGGAACCCUAGAUCCUGCUGUUCCUUUUUGCUUUAUUUGCACUAGUGUUGGAAAGCUCUGGGUUGGGGUUGUUUCUGUUGAAGGCUGACUUGCUGUUUGGCUCAUCUCAACCCCGUUGUAGGUCCGUUGAGCCUCUGGCUCGCUGCGUCCCGGCGUGUGGUGACAGCUCUGCCCUCGUUUCUGGGGAUCAUCACACACAGGGGGCUGCUGGUGACUCUGUGCAAGGCUUCACAACCACCCAGUACCAACUGUUUUUAUUGCUUGGUAAUUACAAAGGCUCCUCAGGCCUGGGAUGGGAAAGCAGAAGCUUGUUGCACAAUUAGGGUUAAUUAUCCAGGAGGAGAAACUAGCAGUGGCUCCGGUGCUGUCGUAACACUGCUGGUUCCCAUUCCCACCCUCCCUCAGCACAAAGCCUGGCUCUGAGGCUCUAACAAGUGUGUUCUUUGCAGGGAGGAAUCUCUCUCCCAUCCCAGGGGCCAGGCACAUGCAGCCAGAGCUCGCUGGGAGUUUGCUUUCUGUAAAGCAAGGCGGGGUCCCCUCAGCUCUGCGUUUGCCUCCCAGCUCUCCCCUGUGCCGUGCUCCCCGCUGGCCCAGGGAUGCUCCAGGGCUCUUGUGUGGAAGGGAAGGUGGGACGUGGGUUUGUUCUUUACUGUGGAAACUUCCCCAGUGGGCUCAGCCAUUUCUCUGAGUCCUGGCUGUGGGUUCCAAGUGCUCUUAGGGCCGAGGUGCCCAGCGUGGGCGAUGCUCUGUGCCUGCCCUGCUGUCAGUGCCCCCCUCCCGCCCCUCACCUGCAUCUGCUCCUGCAGGGGCUGGAACACCCCUCUCUGGCCCCUCUGUGGUUUUAAAUAAAGAAGGAAACCCCAGUUGCUUUUC
This is a messenger RNA of Colius striatus (speckled mousebird), 3762 nucleotides long. It is a transcript of the gene PLEKHA2, whose product is annotated as pleckstrin homology domain containing A2. NCBI's taxonomy places the organism in Eukaryota, Metazoa, Chordata, Aves, Coliiformes, Coliidae. The record is from RefSeq and is a predicted model, not a curated record. Gene Ontology annotation, molecular function: PDZ domain binding. The transcript is spliced from 12 exons. Bases 136 to 1398 code for a protein of 420 amino acids. Gene Ontology annotation, cellular component: membrane; cytoplasm.